Molecule: messenger RNA, 2061 nt
Organism: Acyrthosiphon pisum (pea aphid)
Lineage: Eukaryota; Metazoa; Arthropoda; Insecta; Hemiptera; Aphididae
Gene: Syngr
Product: synaptogyrin
Exons: 5
Coding region: 357-998 (213 amino acids)
Cellular component (GO): synaptic vesicle membrane; neuromuscular junction
Source: RefSeq, a predicted model, not a curated record
UGCGCGCCGUUAUCUCGGCAAAAGCUCUCUCCUGGCCGCCGCCGCGUCGCGCGUUUGAUAAUACGCGGGUACUGUAUACACAAGCAAAAACAACAAAACAAAGAAACGAAACGAAAUCCGCCACUGGUCGCACACCAAAUGCGGGACGGAGUCAUAAUAUUAUAUAGGUAGUUGGUAUACACAGUUGCGAUAGUGAUAUUACAGUAAAAUAUUGUCAAUCAAUUGCGCCGCGACCUUAUUAAUAAUAUCGCACAAAAGUCGGCCGUCCCGCGAUACGCGUCCGUCUCGGCGUGAACUUUUUGGUACACCGUCUAGAUCGUAAGUCUUCGUCGUCGUCGUCGUCGAUCGUUGCAAAUAUGGAUACUGGUCCGCAAGCCUACGGGGCCGGCAAAGUCGGCGGCGAGUUCAACAUCCAAAACUUUGUCCGCAAGCCGCACGUGUUCGUCAGGCUGUUGUCGUUGUUGUUUGGUUUGAUCGUGUAUUUUUGUGCAUCAUCUGGCUCAUGGACUACAGACGUAAAAACCAACGAAGAAGUAUGCAUGUUCAAGCUUAAGAGUUUUGGAUGUCACAUUGGCGGCGUGGUGGGCUUCACGUCAGUGAUCGGAGCAGCUGUAUUCGUCGGCGGCGAGUAUUAUUUCGAAAACGUGCCAUCGGUAAAAAGUCGUAAACAUUACGUGCUCAUCGACCUUGGAUUCUCGUGUCUAUGGUCGUUUUGGAAUUUUUUACUUUUCAUUUAUCUAGCUGACGCAUGGGGUAAUACACCCGAUUUCCCUGAUUCAAUCAGCACUGCCAAUCCAACCACUGCCAUUUAUUUUGCAUUAUUUGCUACUUUUUCUUGGGGGACUUCUGCAUACUUCUCAUACCAAAGAUAUAAUAUGGGUGUUGAUCCAGCAUUUAUAUCAUCUUUUGAAGCCGAUCAAUUUGGAGCGUACGAUGAAACGCAAAAUAACAGUAACAAUGAAUGUCCGUUUAAUAAUCAGAUGUCUGGUAUAAUAUAGCUUCGAUUUUCAAAAUUUAGAUAUAUUGUGAAUAUCAAACUCAAGCUUACUAAGUACACAAUCAGUUUUUAAACGAUGAUACUGAGCAUGCCAGCAGAUUGUGUUUUUACCACACAUACCAAAUUAAUUGUUGUCGAUGGUAUUACUGGUUUUAUUACUUCACAAUAACUAAACAACGUAUUUUAUUGAAUAGUUAGUUGCGAGUAGUAUCAAUUUUUGAAAUCUGUAACAAAAUGAUUAAUAAUUAUGAUUAUAUUAUAUGUAAUUACUAAUUUGAUUUUAUAUUUUUUUGAUAUACUUAUUAUAUCAUUACAUUUUUCAACUAAUAUUCUAUACAUUAUUGUUGUUGUCCAUUUAAACAAACAUAAGUAAAUCUUAGUAAAACAAAAAUGUGAAAUAACUAUUAUUGGUAUUGUUAAUAGUUUUUCUUUAAAUAAAAUUAUUAUAAUAUGCGUCGAUGAAAGUUAAAAACGAAGUAUAAUGCAUUAUGGCGCUAAGUUUAACGAUCAAAUUCUUAGGGUUUAUAUACUCCAUAAUAUACAUAGAUAAUAUGUUUAUACUUUAUGUAUAUUAUACUGUUAUAAGUAACGUACAAAAAAAAAAAAAACAAACAUAAUAUUAUAUCUAAUCAAUCUCUACGAUAAUAAUGUUCUUUUUCUAAAAUAUAAGUGACGAACAUUUUUUUUUAUAAAUAAAUAGAAGCAAUUAUUACCCAUAUCAAAAUGUCGCAGGCAAUAUUAGAACUUAGUAUUAUAGACAUCAUAAUAAUGUAAGUAGACACAAUAUCAUCGUGAUCAAUAAUAAUGAUUAUUAUUAUGCGAUUAUUACGAACGCAUUUCUGUUUCGCCGUACCAGUAUUUUGUCGGUAGAUACCUCCUAUACCUAUCUUAAUAUUAUAAAAUUAUACUAUUAUAUAAAUUAUUAAUCAACUAUUAAUAUUAACAUUACUAUAUUAUUAUAUAAUUACAUAUACAAGUGUUAACGCGCAUAUAUAUUAUUUAUUUUUUUUCUUAAAAUAUAUUUGAAGUGAUGAGAAAUAUAUUAUAUGCAUACGGAUUAUUUA